Messenger RNA from Centropristis striata (black sea bass), 3108 nucleotides. RefSeq names its product ADP-ribosylation factor-like 5A (gene arl5a). The record is from RefSeq and is a predicted model, not a curated record. Gene Ontology annotation, biological process: intracellular protein transport; protein localization to Golgi membrane; vesicle-mediated transport. The coding region runs from base 299 to 838 and encodes 179 amino acids. Lineage: Eukaryota; Metazoa; Chordata; Actinopteri; Perciformes; Serranidae. The transcript has 6 exons. Gene Ontology annotation, cellular component: trans-Golgi network; cytoplasm. Gene Ontology annotation, molecular function: GTP binding; GTPase activity.
AGCUAACUAGCGCAGCGCACUUCACAACAGCCAGCUGAUGCCAGCUACCACCGUUUACCCAUUUUGUUUUCGUUUUCGGGACACAGUUACCGUCACACUCAAUUUUACAUCCUCCGGGAGAGACGUAACUAAGGUUACUUCACACAGUAUGGCGGUUGUAUUAAAAAGCCUUGACAGCUCUUCGUCUGUGUAGUUUAGCUAGCUAGCUGGCUAGCUAAAGUUGAUAGCAUCAAAGGCUAGCUGGCUAAGUUACAACCGAUUUUUACAAGCUGGCAUCAAAAAACCCUCAUCGUCAGCCAUGGGAAUACUAUUCACGAAGCUAUGGAGGCUGUUUAAUCACCAAGAGCACAAAGUUAUUAUUGUGGGCCUGGACAAUGCUGGCAAGACCACAAUUCUUUACCAGUUUUCAAUGAAUGAGGUGGUACACACCUCUCCUACGAUUGGGAGCAACGUGGAGGAGAUUGUGGUCAACAACACUCACUUCCUGAUGUGGGACAUCGGGGGUCAAGAGUCCCUAAGGUCAUCUUGGAAUACAUACUACACAAACACAGAGUUUGUUAUUGUGGUGGUUGACAGCACAGACAGAGAGAGGAUCUCAGUGACCAAAGAGGAACUCUACAGAAUGCUAGCACAUGAAGAUUUAAGAAAGGCAGGGUUGUUGAUCUUUGCCAACAAGCAGGAUGUGAAAGGCUGCAUGUCUGUGGCCGAAAUCUCCCAGAGCCUCCAGCUUACCUCUGUCAAAGACCACCAGUGGCACAUCCAGGCCUGCUGCGCCCUCACUGGGGAGGGGUUGUGCCAGGGUCUUGAGUGGAUGAUGUCACGGCUGCGUGUGAGAUGAUGACCUCUGACUUUGAUCAAGAGUGCGCCCUUGCUCUUUGUUUUCUCUGCCUCCAGACAUAAGCUUGAAAUGAGGAUGGGACUGAGGUCUGUUGAUGGAUGGCCCUCUCCUCUUUCCUGUGAUGCUGAUGUGGGCAGACCGCUGCCAGGACGUUAUAUUCUUCUGUGAUAAUUUAUUUUACAAAAGACGUCUGAACUAAGAACAAAAAAAAAAACAUGACCUUUCUUCAGAAGGACAUUGAACAACUAAAGAGACUCAAAUUAUUUAAACUGAAAUUUGUGCACGGUUUUCCUUUUCAGCAAAACACAGAAGUCAGGAAAGUGUCUGACUUGGAACUGUACAUGGACUCAUUCUUCAGCUGUGUGUGACUCCAGCCCACGGUGGCCUUGCAGUAUUGCCGGACUGGCUGUGGCAGUUUUUAUUGCCCCCUUGUGUGUACAGUCCAGUAUUCUCUUUUAACGUGGUGCCUGCAGCAGAAUGUUCAAGUGAUGAUGGUUGAUGGUGACUGAAACAUGCAGAAAGGAGGGUAAAAUCACAAUAUUCCCUCCUCUUUUCAGUCCCUAUGAAUAAUCAUUGAAAUAAAGUGUUUUUAUCUGUUUCAGGUGAACUGCAGCGUGUCAUGAAUGAGUAUUUCUUUCAGGUGAUUCACUAGAUUUGUCUUCUGUAUGAUUUCUCUAGAGAUAAUUGUGAGCUUAUAGGGUUUCUUGCUUGUAAUGUCAGUUAUUCUUUUUUUAGUCCUUUAGGGGGCAGAAUCUGUCACAUGAGCUCACAGUCCCUGAUGAUUUUCAGGGAGCAUGAUGAGCAGCUACAGGAGUAGAGAGGAGGGAGCCAGAGUUAGACAGCCAAAGGGAUUCUUCAAGAAAAGGCGAGACCAUAUGAGAGGAGCACACAGUGAGUGGUUUAGAUAAGGGAAAGUGGAGCAGAAUAGCAAGAAAUGCAAAGUAGGACUAUCAAAAAAUCAAGUUUGUGGGGUUGACUGCUCCUCAUUUAACUCCUCAGAUCUAUUGGAAUGUUUCAAAUCAGGAAGCUGCUUUACAAAGUCAACAAACAGUCCUACCUUUAUUCAUAAGUUUGUCAUCAUGACACAUUUCGUCACAUGCUUUGGUCUUGUGAUUAUCCUUUUGUCACGGUUUGCCUCAUUCCUACUUUCUGUGGUAUGUAACAGCUGACCUAUGAACCACUUUAAAUGAAGUCCUAGAUAUGCUUACUUUAAAUAUUUCCGCACAGUGUAAUAACUAUCCAUCUGAAUACUGGCUCUAUGUGUUUGCACCGCAAAGCCACUUACACUGAGCAAUCAGUAUUUUUUUACUCCAGCGUUGAAUUGAAUGACUGUGUAAUGUAAAGUAACAAGCUCACAAAGAAUUACAGCGAGAACUAUUCAGCUCGCUUUUUAGCAUUUUCUGGCUCAUAGUUUUGUUUUUUUAUUUCACAUUUACUCCAUUGUUCAGUCUGAAAGGAAUCCUCAAUUAUUCAUCUUAUAUAACCUUAUAUUCUUAAAGAAAAUAUUGUUUUCUCACCUGCCUCUAAGGUUAAUGAAGAAUCAUAAAAUGUAGAAAAUUGGGCGCUGCCUUGAACAAAAACGAUUUAUAAAUUCUCACAACUCGAGCAGUCUAAUGCAUGUCCCAUUCGUUCAGUCAUAUGCUCACUACUUACUUAAAACUUUACUGUUUUAAACACUUCGGCAUGAACUAUCACAUGCUUGCACAGGACCUCGGAUCAUUUCUCCUUCAUUCAGUGGCUGCUUGCUAGAAAAACAAAGUUUUCAAAAAAAUUCAUGAUAACAUUGGGUGCAUAAUUGAAAUACAAAGAAUAAUUUCAGGGGUGCAUUAUUCUUUCAAAUUUACAUUUACAUUUUAUUUUAGGACAAAAUCACCCGGACAAUAGAACUUAUUGACACAGUUGGAGCUAUGAAUGGAUGAACACUUGAUAUUUUAGUAAAAUCCUUGUACAAGAAGAUCAUGUCCUUGCUCAGACAAAAUGAUCCAACAACAUCUGCUAAUGAGCAAAAUAUGCAUCUUAAAGCGCAACACAAUUUUCUUUUAUUGGUCCUUUGGAUAUUUUUGUUAAAUUGUACAUAUUAUGAACUAUAUAAAAUUGGCUCUGCAUUUUUGAACAGUGAACGUCCAGAAAAAUAUUGUUGGUAUAGCUCAAUUGAAACAUGUUUGAUCUGGAAGUUUUUUUUAUAUAUAUUUUAAUUUGAGAAAACAUUUCAGGUAUUGUAGCAGGAAUGUAAAACCAAGUUGAUGCUUAUAAUAAAUACUGUAACACUC